Messenger RNA from Boleophthalmus pectinirostris (great blue-spotted mudskipper), 642 nucleotides. It is a transcript of the gene cabp7b, whose product is annotated as calcium binding protein 7b. NCBI's taxonomy places the organism in Eukaryota, Metazoa, Chordata, Actinopteri, Gobiiformes, Gobiidae. Gene Ontology annotation, molecular function: calcium ion binding. The transcript has 5 exons. The record is from RefSeq and is a predicted model, not a curated record. The coding region runs from base 1 to 642 and encodes 213 amino acids.
AUGCCAGUGCGUGCUGUGACCACCAGGUUCAUGUACAAGGGACUUUGCACUAUUCCAGAUGUCCUCUCCUACCGGACCCCUGUUAACCUGCCUGAGGAUGAGGUGGAAGAGAUUCGCGAAGCUUUCAAGGUAUUUGACCGAGAUGGGAAUGGCUUUAUCUCUAAGCAGGAGCUGGGGAUGGCCAUGCGAUCGCUGGGUUACAUGCCCAAUGAGGUGGAGCUGGAGGUCAUUAUACAGCGACUCGACAUGGAUGGGGAUGGUCAGGUGGGCUUUGAAGAAUUCGUCACAUUGCUCGGUCCUAAACUGUCUGCUGCUGGAAUGCCUGAUAAAUUUCACGGUGCAGAUUUUGAUUCCGUCUUCUGGAAGUGUGACAUGCAGAAAUUGACAGUGGAUGAGCUGAAGAGGCUGCUAUAUGACACGUUUCGAGACCACCUCACUAUGAAAGACAUUGAACACAUCAUUAUGACAGAGGAGAACCACCUCAACAGUCCCGAGAGUCAUGUAGACAUUGACACUAGUCCUACGCAGCAGGAGAAACACACAUGCGUGCGCAAAAGUCUGAUUUGUGCCUUCGCUAUUGCAUUCAUCAUCAGUGUCAUGCUUAUUGCAGCCAAUCAGAUGCUCCGCCGAGGGAUGAAGUGA